Messenger RNA from Apus apus (common swift), 1444 nucleotides. Its product is annotated as regulator of G-protein signaling 9-binding protein-like. Gene Ontology annotation, biological process: G protein-coupled receptor signaling pathway. Gene Ontology annotation, cellular component: neuron projection. The transcript has 2 exons. The record is from RefSeq and is a predicted model, not a curated record. Bases 359 to 1231 code for a protein of 290 amino acids. Lineage: Eukaryota; Metazoa; Chordata; Aves; Apodiformes; Apodidae.
UCUCACGGGAGUACCAGUCGGGCCGCGGUUCCCACGGGCUGCUGGGCAGGUGCCAGCGCUGAGCUCAGAGUUUCCAUGCGGAGCAGCUGGUUCACACGCCAGCAGGACAGGGAUCACAGCCCUGGCUUCGAGUGGUCCCAAAGGGCAGCCAAGCUAUGGAAACCAGGGGGGCCUGAUGGGGCUGCUCCUGCCUGCUCCAGGUCUGGGGUGUGGGACCAACAGGGAUUCAGGGGGCCAUCACUAACCCUGUUCCACACCAGGACAGGCAAAGUGGACCAAGAGGGUGGGCAGCACAGCAGCAGUCCCCUCCUUCCUAUGGGGUGAGGGUGAUGUUGGAGCCUCCGUGCCUGGCCAGCCCAUGCCAGCUCUUCCUGCAUCACAGCUCCCAGGGGACCUGCUCCGCCCCAGCCACACUGGUGCAGGCAGGGGGACAAGGGGGAGCACACUCCCCCAGCCAGGGAGUGCCUGGCCUAUGUGGGACAGCGGCAACCAGCUGCGUGUAGCCAGCAGGACACAAGGACACAGCUCAGAGACCAUUGCAUCCCUGUGGCACAGAGGAGCUGAGCCCCCCUGGGAGCAGGGGUCUGCUGCAGAGGGGUCUGACCCUGCUCCAUCCUCACGAGGCACAAUGGCACCGGGAAGAGGGGACACAAGCCGCACUCGGGGAACAGCAGGGACAUGCGCAGCCACCCAGGCCGCCCUCUGCAAGGCCACGGCCGGGCACCGGCAGCUGGUGCUGCAGCUGGGGGGCAGCGCCGACAGCCCGCGGCUGCGGGAGGAACGGCGCAGGAGGAGUGCGGAGGCUCGGGAGCUCAGUGCUGGGCUGCGGCGGGCGCUGCUGGGUGGGCUGCGGCAGGCAGCAGCGAGCCCGGAGGAGCGGCGGGAGCUGGAGCGGCUGUGGGUGCUCUUCCUCUCCGCCCUGGAGCUCUUCUUGCAGGACCUGCACCGAGCCCACCAUCUCUGCCAGCUCUUCUCCAGGCAGGGUGGCGGCACAGCCCCACUGUGCACGGGGUUGGCAGGCCGGCGAGGGGGGGUCCUCAUGCAGCCCCCAGCCACCCCAGACCUGGAGGAGGAGAUCGAGCAGGUGAGGGCCACGCUGGCAGAGAUGGAGAGCAGGGCCAACAUCCCACUGUGGGCAGUGGAGGCCACGCAGCCAGCAGGGACCAGUGGCACCGCAGCAGGCGUAGCUCAGGGGGGGCCUCACAUGAGGCACUGCUGCAGGGUGCUGUGAGUGGGGCAUGGGGGAGGCAGCAGGGCUGGCACUCCCCAUAACUGCUCAGGCAUCACAGAGCAGGAGAUGAGGCCUUGUGUACCCUUCUGUCCAGGCAGGAAAUGGUGGGUGCUGCCCCUGCCCUGUGGUAACCCCACAGAGCCUUUUUGGGCUGCUGAGCUGCAACAAAACCCCAGCAGAAAAGUUAUAAACACGCAUUUAUUUAUACAUUAA